Melopsittacus undulatus (budgerigar) is the source of this 557-nucleotide messenger RNA. Its product is annotated as SH3KBP1-binding protein 1-like. The record is from RefSeq and is a predicted model, not a curated record. Gene Ontology annotation, biological process: positive regulation of epidermal growth factor receptor signaling pathway. NCBI's taxonomy places the organism in Eukaryota, Metazoa, Chordata, Aves, Psittaciformes, Psittaculidae. The coding region runs from base 37 to 267 and encodes 76 amino acids. The transcript is spliced from 2 exons.
CAUCCCCAUCACCAUCACCGCGGUGGUGCUGCGUCCAUGGCACCCAUGGGUGCUGGGCCCCGGCGCAGGUGGUCUUUGAACCUGGGGGUGCCGGCCGAGGCCUUGUUCUUCGUGGGCAACCAGCUCAUCGCCACCAGCCCCGGCGGCACCAUCGGCGUAUGGAACGCGGUCACCAAGCACUGGCAGGUCCAGGAUGUGGUACCCAUCACCAGCUAUGAUGCUGCCGGCACCUUCCUCCUGCUGGGCUGCAGCAAUGGCUCCAUCUAGUACGUUGGGGUUGAGCGCCGGCACCCAAGAGGGGUUUGGCAUCACCGGCACAGGCAUCACCGGCACCACGUCCCCAUCGAUGUGCAGAAAGUUCCCCCUGCGCAUGAAGGACAACGACCUCCUGGUGACCGAGCUCUACCGCGACCCCGGCGAGGACGCCGUCACCGCCCCUCAGUGUCUACCUCACCCCCAAGACCAGUAAGAGCCCCACCAGUUCGGACUGGGGUGAACUGGGAGCAGCGUGAGCCCCGCUUGGUUUGCAGGUGAGAGUUGGGAACUGGAUCGAAGAU